AUGAUUGAAUUUGCUCGGGCACUCGAUGCCCACUGUGAUUGCUCCUCCCGAGAGCUCGCCGCCGCGAUCAGAUCGAGCAAAAACUCGCGCGACCUCGAGCGCGCCCACUCGAAGAUCCUCGCGAGCGCCCACAAGCACGAUCGCUACCUCGCCAAUCUCCUCAUCCAGAUGUAUGGGCGCUGCGGUGACCUAAUCUCGGCGCGGGCGGUGUUCGAUUCCAUCCACGCACCGAAUGUUUUCUCGUGGACGCUCCUCCUGGCCGCCUACGCGGAUGCCGGGCAUCUUUUGGACGCCGCCGCCGUGUUUGAUGCCAUGCCCGAGCGCUGCGCCGUGACGUGGAACACGAUGCUAGCGGCAUAUUCCAGAUGCCAGGGUACUCGCGAGGCGGCGGCAUUGCUCGCGAAUAUGCCCGAGCCGGAUGUUGUCUCUUGGACUACUUUGCUCACAGCAUAUGCCAGUGUUGGGCAUUUUGAGCAGGUGAAAAGAGUGUUUGAUAGAAUGCCGUGUUGGAACUCGCAGUCGUGGAAUGUUAUGAUUGGAGCAUGCGCUAAAAGCGGGAAUCGUGACGCUGCUGAAAGAAUAUUUUGCGAGAUGCCUUUUCCGGAUAUCGUCUCGUGGAACCACCUUCUAUUUGCGACUGCUCAGAAUGGGCAUUUUGACAAUACAAAGAACGUGUUUAAAACUAUGCCAUUGCAUGACAUUGCUUCUUGGACGACAGUUGCAGGCAUGUAUUUUCAGCACGCCAACUUUGUAGAAUCUAAAGAAGUCUUAGACGAGAUGCCAGAAUGGAACAUUGUUGUGUGGAACUCUUUCUUUUCAGCAAAUGCCAAAAGCGGGCAUUGUGAAAGUAUAAAGAGGCUAUUUGAUUCAUUGCCAGAGCGUGACAUCUUCUCUUGGAAUUCGAUGCUUGCAGCGUACGCGCAGACCUCACAGCCCCGGAAUGCUCGCGAGAUCUUCGAAUCCAUGCCCGAGCAUGACACGAUCUCCUGGAACACGAUGAUCGCCGCCUACAGCCACGAUCACUCCCACCUCGAGGAUGCCCGCAGCCUCUUCGAUCAAAUGCCGGCGUGGGACAUCGUCUCCUGGAACUCGAUGAUCGCAGCCUACGCUCGCAAUGGGCGAGGCGACGAAGCCCUCAGCUUCUUCGCGGGAAUCGAUCACCCGGGAGCUCGCAGCGAGGCCACAUUCGCAGCGGCGCCGCCAUCCAUGCCCAGAUCGCUAGCGGCGCUGGAUCCAAUUCCACGCCUCUGA
Molecule: messenger RNA, 1251 nt
Organism: Selaginella moellendorffii
Lineage: Eukaryota; Viridiplantae; Streptophyta; Lycopodiopsida; Selaginellales; Selaginellaceae
Product: pentatricopeptide repeat-containing protein At4g02750-like
Exons: 2
Coding region: 1-1251 (416 amino acids)
Biological process (GO): RNA modification
Molecular function (GO): RNA binding; protein binding
Source: RefSeq, a predicted model, not a curated record